AUGUGGUUCGCUAGAUAUUGGUUUGGCCGCCUCAAGACUUACCACGCUACUCGACAAGCCACCGAUUCUGUAUUCAAAAUCUUUUUUUAUAUGGGCCUACAGGAGCCACAGAAAUGGAAACCACUCUAUUGUAUCUAUUCAAUGCUAAUGCGUCUAAGUGUUUGUGUGUUUGUGCCCAUAUCCUUCUGUUUGAGUUACUUUUUCGAACACAGCAAAAUGUCUGUGAUACAAUUAUUGACCUCACUUCAAGUGGCCAUAAACGUUAUUGAUUUACCAGCGAAAAUUCUAGCAAUUUCAGUGUCAUUUAAACGUUUACGCCUAGCCAUGGAUGUUAUGGACAAAUUAGAUGAACGCUGUCAACGUUCAGAUGAAAAGGAAAAGCUAAGUCAUUGUGCUACGAUUGGUAAUCGUUUAGCCAUAUUUUACAUAACCGUCUAUUACUUGUAUGCAGCGGUUACUAUGUAGACAUCGGUAAUUAUGGGACAACCUCCUUAUUCUUUGUAUAUGCCAAAAAUGGAUUGGCGUAAUUCUAUGUUGACAUUUGCUAUUCAAUCAUUCCUUGAAUAUAUGAUAAUGAAUAUAGUGUGUCUGCAUCAAGCUGGUAUAGAUGUUUAUACUGUUAUUUAUAUAUAUGUUAUACGCACUCAUAUGCAGAUACUGUUAGAACGUGUCAACAGAUUGGGUACCGAUAAGAAAACCACCAAUGAUACAGACUAUGAAGAUUUGGUAAUGUGUAUUAAGGAUCAUCAGGAACUGUUAAGAUUAGUUGCAAUUAUCAGUCCAGUCAUAUCGAAAACCAUUUUUACACAAUUUAUGAUUACCGCCGCCAUUUUAGGCACCACUUUAAUAAAUAUCUUUAUAUUUGCCGACUUUUCUACACAAAUUGCUAGUGUAGUUUAUUUUCUAGCGGUACUGGUGCAAACAUCGCCCUGCUGCUAUCAGGCCACUUGUCUUCAACAUGACAGUGGGCAGUUAUCGCUGGCCAUUUUCCAUUGUGAAUGGUUCGAUAAGGAUAUACGUUUUCGUAAAAUGAUGAUAUAUUUUAUGAUGCGUUCCCAGACUCCUAUAACGUUGACGGCUAUGAAAUUAUUCCCAAUAACUUUGAGAACCAGCUUGGGGAUAGCAAAAUUUUCAUUUUCAUUAUAUACAUUGAUCAAGGAAAUGGAUUUUGGUCAGAAUUUUAAGCAGUAA
Messenger RNA from Lucilia sericata (common green bottle fly), 1191 nucleotides. Its product is annotated as odorant receptor 7a-like. Lineage: Eukaryota; Metazoa; Arthropoda; Insecta; Diptera; Calliphoridae. The record is from RefSeq and is a predicted model, not a curated record. The transcript is spliced from 3 exons. Gene Ontology annotation, biological process: sensory perception of smell; detection of chemical stimulus involved in sensory perception of smell. Gene Ontology annotation, molecular function: odorant binding; olfactory receptor activity. Gene Ontology annotation, cellular component: plasma membrane.